AUGAUAGAACCGCGUUGUGUGUGCGCAGAAAAGAAGGCGGAGGAGGAGGACGAAGGGAGAAAGGACGCGUUAGGUCCUCGCACGGAUGACAUUUACGGAACCUGCAAUCUUCCGGCUCGUUUCAUGUACCCACGAAUCUUUAGGGGAUACCGGCAGGAAGACAGUCCUCUCCCGCAUCCUUGUUACAGGAGCACGUCGAUGGAUUAUGGCUGGUACUCGCCGACGAUCCACACGGUGCCAACGAGAUAUUAUCCGCGAAACACUUCUUUCAGCGAGCACCAAUCACGCGGAGGAAUGUACCGAAACUCCUCCUUGAACACGGAAUUGGACAAAAGCAUCGUUUAA
Molecule: messenger RNA, 345 nt
Organism: Nomia melanderi (Alkali bee)
Lineage: Eukaryota; Metazoa; Arthropoda; Insecta; Hymenoptera; Halictidae
Source: RefSeq, a predicted model, not a curated record